AUGGCCGUAAACAAAUUGAAUGACGAGGAGAGGAAAGACUUAUUGACUCCUCUGCUUGGAUCCGGCUGGAAGGUUGUCGAGGGUAGAGAUGCCAUCUACAAAGAAUUUUUUUUCAAAAAUUUCAACCAGGCGUUUGGAGUGAUGAGCAGAGUUGCAAUGCAGGCUGAGAAGAUGGAUCACCACCCUGAAUGGUUCAAUGUCUAUAACAAACUGCAAGUGACACUCAGCACACAUGAUGUCAAUGGACUCUCAAAGAAAGACAUCACAUUAGCUAAAUUCAUCGAAACUGCUUCUGCUAAUUUAAACUAA
Molecule: messenger RNA, 309 nt
Organism: Helobdella robusta
Lineage: Eukaryota; Metazoa; Annelida; Clitellata; Rhynchobdellida; Glossiphoniidae
Exons: 4
Coding region: 1-309 (102 amino acids)
Biological process (GO): tetrahydrobiopterin biosynthetic process
Molecular function (GO): 4-alpha-hydroxytetrahydrobiopterin dehydratase activity
Source: RefSeq, a predicted model, not a curated record